AGAACAGCUGACGUCUUGAAAUUUGGGCUGAUUCUUAUUUCCGUGUGCGAACUUUGCCUGCCGAACUUUGUAUUUGCAGGCUUAGAUCAAGGAUAAACAGAAUUGUUAAAACACUGAACUUAACUAAGUAGUGGUUUUUGUUGACAAGUCAAUUGUGUUAUUAAUUCUUAAUGUCUCACCCAAGGCAGGAAUCGUUAUCUCAGUUUUGCAGGUGGAAAAAAAGUUGGGCACACAAAAAAGCAUUUCUCUUAAAUUCACACAGAAGCAACGGCUGAGCUGCAAAUUAAGUCCUAGCUUCUGCCUUCUCGUCCCCCUCUAGACCCUGUUACAAAACAAAUGAGUAGUUACUUUGAUGUUACUCAUAAAACAAAAGGAGUAAACCAAACGUUCUGUGAACAUGAAGUGUUAAAUCAUAAUAACCUUCGAUGUCUUUACUACUUUGGGAGGCUCAGCUGCCCUUUGGAGUCUGAGACUUUACUGAGAUGAUGGGGUGGAGCCAAGAUAUGGGAAAGAAUGUCAAAGGAAAACAUUUUUUUCUCCUGAGUCCAAACCGUGUCCAUCUUACCGCCGCCCCUCUGGGUUGAUGUCAUUGUCUUCAGCCUGCUCCUUAUUCUGGCAAAGGAUGCACCUUGCAGAUUGGUAUCCCAAGAAAAUAAAAUGGCAUCCGGGGAUUUCUGCUCACCUGGAGAAGGGAUGGAAGUGCUUCAACAAGUGUGCAGCCAGCAGCUUCCUCCUUGUAACCUGAGUGAAGAGGAUCUGUCAGAGAACCCACACUUCAGCAAACUGCUGCUGGCUCUCUCCCAGCAUGUGGAUGGGAGUGGCUUAAGCCUCACCCUGGCAAAGGAGCAGGCUCAGGCAUGGAAGGAGGUUCGACUACAUAAAACAACAUGGUUGAGGUCUGAGGUUUUACAGAGAGCCAUUCAAGAGCUGCUUGUGGACUACUACGUAAAGACACAAGACACAAAUUUAACUCCUGAGGACAAAAAGUUUCAUGAUACCCUUGAACAACGGCUACUUGUGACUGAACUGACACGGCUCCUAGGUCCUAGCCAGGAGACGGAGAUGCCUCCACUGCUAGGGCUGGAGAAAGCAGACCUUCUGGAGCUCAUGCCACCCUCAGAGGAUUUUGUGUGGAUGAGAGCUCGGCUCCAGCUAGAAGUGGAGGAGCAGCUCAAGAGGAAAUGUUUCGCUCUGCUUUGCUACCACGAUCCCAGUUCACAUGCCGACAGCGAAACUCUCAAGGCAGCAAAGGUGUGGAAACUGGCAGAGGUCCUGGUGGGUGAGAAGCAGCAGUGCCAGGCUGCCAGAAACCAGCAGAAGGAGCAGAUGGUGCUGCUGGAGAAGAAAAGUGCCACCUACUCCCAGGUGCUUCUCCGCUGCCUUGCCUUGCUGCAGAGGCUUCUUCAGGAGCACCGGCUGAAGACUCAGUCUGAACUAGACCGCAUCAAUGCCCAGUACCUGGAGAUCAAGUGCAGUGCCAUGAUCCUUAAGCUGAGGAUGGAGGAGCUCAAGAUUUUGUCUGACACUUACACGGCUGAGAAAGUGGAAGUUCAUCGUCUCAUUAGGGACCGUUUGGAGGGAGCCAUUCGCCUACAAGAGCAGGACAUGGAGAAGUCGCAACAGGCCCUGAACACCUACGAGGUCCUUGGGGAGGAGUUUGACAGGCUGGUAAAAGAGUACACACAGCUCAAGCAGGCAGCUGAGAACAAGCGCUGGGCCCUCCAGGAAUUUAACAAGGCCUACCACUGAGUGCUGCCAGCGGGGAAGCAGGGCUUCUCACAGCCACUGCCGAGAGAACUGCCUCUGCCGGGGACCAUUCACUGCAGGCAUGCCGGGACACUUGCCUCAACACUGCAUUGCUUAGGCACCCUCCUGGUUUCUCUUCCUUGUUUACAGUGACUGGACCACUUCUGGGAAAUGUAGCAAGCAGAUUUAUAUAAUUUUAUGCAUAGUAAUUUGUUAGUGUCAGUCCUGUAUUGUAUUUGAUUAUCUCCUAAAUAAAGUAACGUUAUUAUGUUUGAAAAA
This is a messenger RNA of Tupaia belangeri chinensis (Chinese tree shrew), 2025 nucleotides long. RefSeq names its product HAUS augmin like complex subunit 4 (gene HAUS4). Bases 658 to 1749 code for a protein of 363 amino acids. The record is from RefSeq and is a predicted model, not a curated record. Gene Ontology annotation, biological process: spindle assembly; centrosome cycle. Gene Ontology annotation, cellular component: HAUS complex. The transcript is spliced from 10 exons. NCBI's taxonomy places the organism in Eukaryota, Metazoa, Chordata, Mammalia, Scandentia, Tupaiidae. Gene Ontology annotation, molecular function: microtubule minus-end binding.